AUUGUACCACGGGCAGCCCAGGGCGAUACUCUGCUGUCAGAAGUUUGAAGUCACUACCAGCGAAAGUGACGAGAGACUGAACCGUGCCAAGCGUGUCCCCAGCCAAUAAUUGAGAGGACCUGAAAAAGUGGAAAGUGACAAAAGUGAAAUAACAGAUGAACAAUCAGACUCAAAACGAAAAGAUGGUUGCGCAAUGUGUAAUAUAAUUUAAUUUGAAGCAAAUUGUGGUUUGUGGUGUGAUUGAAAAGUUCUAGUAGUAAAAAUGGCGUGUUGUGAUUGCUGUAUUGGGGUCUCACCGAUUCGACCUCCGAUAAGUCUGCAUGACCAGUCGGAGGCUCUUAAAGGUCCUGAAAUGGUACGAGUAUCAAAAUUCUACAAAGAAGCGAAAAAUGGCCGUUAUCUACGUUUUCUCCACGAAGACACACGCACUCUAUAUGAAACAUUUCGUCGUGGAGUGAAAGAAUCAAAUAAUGGAAAUUGCUUGGGUUGGCGUGAGGGACCAAAUAAGCCCUAUGUGUGGCAAACGUAUAAUGAGACAUUACUUAGAGCGAAGAACUUUGGUUCCGGCCUUAUCUGCCAAGGAUUAGCGCCAGGUCAAAACACAUUUGUGGGUAUAUAUUCACAAAAUUGUCCUGAGUGGGUCAUGACUGAACAAGCUGCAUACUGUUAUUCAAUGGUCAUUGUACCCUUGUACGAUACAUUGGGAGCUAAUGCAUGUGCCUUCAUUGUGAACCAAACUGAAAUGGCAGUGGUCAUAUGCGAAGACGAUAAGAAGGCUAAUCUUUUAUUAGACCAAUCCCCUCGUUGCUUAAGAAAAUUGAUAACUAUUAAAGAAGUGUCACCUUCAACGCACCAGCGGGCGAAGAGUCGUGGUGUUGAAGUAGUAAAAUUCAGCGAUGUUGAAAUACAAGGGGCACAAAAGGACCACCCAUGUGUUCCACCAAAACCAGACAGUCUAUGCACAAUCUGCUAUACGUCUGGCACAACCGGUAUGCCUAAAGGCGUGAUGUUGACGCACGAGAACGUGGUGGCAUCGAUGUGCAGCGUGAUAAUGCAGCUGGGCGAACAUAGGCCGGCUAAAACUGACGUCAUGAUAUCCUUCCUACCAUUGGCUCAUAUGCUGGAGCGGUGCUGUGAGAACGCUCUCUAUAUGAUGGGAGGAGCAGUCGGCUUUUAUAGUGGUGAUAUUCGACGUUUAGCUGAUGACUUAAGCGCACUCAAACCAACAAUGAUGCCUGCAGUCCCUAGGCUGUUGAACAGGCUAUAUGAUAAAGCGCAGUCGGAAAUAUCCAACUCGAAAAUAAAGAAGUUGUUAUUCAACAUGGCUUUGUCGGCUAAAGAGUCUGAAUUGAAAAGAGGCAUCAUCCGCGGGGACUCUAUAUGGGACAAGCUAGUGUUCCGCAAAGUUCGCGAAGGGAUGGGUGGGCGGCUACGUAUCGUAGUUGUGGGUUCCGCGCCGCUGGCCGGCAACGUUCUUACCUUUGCACGCUGCGCUCUCGGAUGUUUGAUCGUGGAAGGCUACGGACAGACGGAAUGCACUGCGCCGGUGACUCUGACCGUUCAGGGUGAUCACGUACCUGAACAUGUCGGGCCUCCCGUCGCUUGUUGUAAAGUGAAAUUAGUGGACGUGCCCGAGAUGGAGUAUUACGCGGCGCAGGGGCAAGGAGAAGUGUGCGUACAAGGCGCCAAUGUAUUCAAGGGAUACUUCAAAGAACCAGAUAAGACCCGCGAGGUUAUAGACCAGGACGGCUGGCAUCAUACAGGAGAUGUUGGCAAGUGGCUACCGAACGGCACACUGAAGAUCAUCGAUAGAAGAAAACACAUCUUCAAAUUGUCACAAGGCGAAUAUAUAGUUCCUGAGAAAAUUGAAAAUAUUUACAUAAGAAGUCAAUAUGUUGAACAAGUCUUCGUACACGGAGAAUCGUUAAAGUCAUGCGUAGUAGCCGUUGUGGUGCCAGAUGUGGACGUAGUAAAAUGCUGGGCACUGGAGAACGGCAUCAAGGGGACAUUCUCGUCUUUAUGUGAAGACGAACGCGUCAAGAAGGUAAUCAUGGAAGAUAUGCUGCAGUGGGGCAAGACUGCCGGCCUGAAGACUUUCGAACAGGUCAAAGAUGUUUAUCUACACCCCGAUCCGUUUUCGGUACAAAACGGUCUACUAACACCCACCAUGAAGGCAAAACGACCAGAAAUCAGAAGCUAUUUCAAACCACAAAUAGAGGAUAUGUACAAACACCUUGAAUAACAUUAGCUGUCUUAUCACGUAGCUAUAGAGUAACGAUUUGCGUAUUUAUUUGCGUGUAUUUUAUGCUCUGUACACUUAACAAGUUUUUAUCAUAACAAAGAUGACAAUACAUCUGUGAAUGAGCAUAUUUAAGUUAAUACAAGUGAGUAUUAUUUGUUUUAAACACAUAGCAGACUAAAUUGAAAUGUGAAAUAUUAAUAUUGAGUUCUAUAAUUUUAUUUGAAUACAAUAACUUAAUGUUAGUGCAUCUAUAAAAUCUUGAUACUUGAUUAUACGACACUGCCUUCUCUAAUUAUUAUUCGUUUUUUUAAACCACGCUUAUUGAUAUUUUUUUUUCUUAAUAUGCUUAGUAAUGUACCUAACUAUAAAAGUUUUUUAGGCAACAAGUUCCUUUAAAAAUAACUGAUUUUCGAUUAUGCUUACUUCGAUGAAAAAUACUCGGAAUAUUAAAUAUUUGUACAGUAUCUACUAAUGUGACUGAUGCAUGAUUGGAUGAUUAAUUUAAUAUGUCUAUUCUUCUAAAAUUAGGUUUAUAUUAUUUUGAGUGAAUCAUAAAUAGUUAAUUUCACCGUUUUUUCACUUAGCACAGAAUCUUUUUAGCAGUUCUCGUACAGUGCGAAGUAUUUCUAUGAAUUGUGACAUUCGAACAAUAGAGAGAUCAACAAAGUUAGAAGUUACACAUAGCAUGUUAGUAUAGAGAACAUAUCGAGUAACGUCUUCAUAUAAAAGUUCCAGGUGGUAUAAAAUUGAUUUGCUAAACGCUAUAUUUAUUUAACAAUAUUAUAGGCUUAGAAGAUCAACCACCUGUAUAAAAAAGUUUCAUUUCAUUUCAAUGAACUUAUGAAUUUUCUAUUGUUUUAAUAUAAGUUUUUGUUAUUGUACUGCAGAGUGCUACAGCAAAAUAUUGACAUGAGGAAAUUUUAAAAACCUGUAUAAAUUAAUGAUUUAGUAGAUUUUGUAAAUUAUUAAUCCUAAUAUUGUAAAUAGGCUAUAUAUUAUGAAAAUGAAAAUUUUGAAAUCGCAAUAAGACAAACACAGUGUCUCUUGCUCGGUCAAUUAAAAUAAUUUACUAGUUAAUAUGUUUACAUUAGGAAGUCUCGAACUAAAAGAAACAGAGGAUACUGAUGACAUUUUUUCAUUUACGCGAGUGAAAAUAAUAUUGCACUAACGGAGCGGCCACUUCAUUUUUUAAUUAUACUUAUACACUCAAAACUUGUCUAUUAAACACAUUUUUGAAUGAUUAGAUCACAAUUUGCACUUUACCAUAGUUAUUUAUACAUCUUAACCUUAUUUACGCUGAUAGAGAACAAUAAAGUAUAUUUGUUUUAGAAUGUCAAAUAUUUAAAUCAAAUUUUAUAGCUAAAGAUAAAUCCCGCAGAGUACCAAUAUCAUUAAUUUUAUAUCAAAUUUUGUGAGAUUUUGGUAUGAAAUACUUAAAAACAACACUAACAUCAAUAUUAAUAUGAAAAUUAUUCAUUAUCUGUAUAAAUUCAAAUUUACUCCGAUCCGUAGAAAAAAAAAACAAUAGCACUAUUAUAGUACUCGUCGUUUAUAUAAGGUCCUUUAAAAAAGAAAUUAAAACUAAGAUCUUUCUCAAUUGAACUAGAUUUAUUUUUAUUUUGAGUAUAAAUAAUGUUUUUUAUGAAGAAUUUAAUGGUUAUUAAGUAGGACCUUUAUAAGUGCAAUUGAGUCUGCCGAUUACUAUAGUAUACUCUAUACUCGAGUGAUUUGGGUACAAAAUAUGUAUGUGUACCCUAGUAUAAGUAGGAGAAAUAUUUUUAUGCCGUGCCUUCUACCUUUUAGUGUUUUGUAAUUCUAAUAACGGUAGAAUACAGUACCUACACAAUGUUUGACAACAUUUUUUUUUAUAUUUAAGACGCAAGUAUCAAACUGUUUUUGUUUAAGUAGAGUUAUAUUUAUUUACUUUAACAGUUUUUUUUAUAUGUAUAAUUUUUGUGUGAGUAAUUGCGUUGCUUUAAGGCAGAGGUUUGUAAUUUAGGAAUGUCUUGGCCUUAGAUUGGUCUUAGCAUUUUGCGAUAUUAUGGCCUCAGCUACUAUGACAAAUAAGGGCGAAUCUCUUUGAAUUGUUGUGAAUGCGAAAAAGCAUAAAAUUAAUUUAAAAUAAUGUAAUCUUAGGUCAAACUUAUCGCACCGUGUAUAGAAUAAUAUUUUUUGUAUUCUGUAUGCAAUAAUAAUAGGUCGAUGAUUAUGCUUUGAGCGAAAGUUGAGGUUUCGAGUUGUUCAAACCAAAAUUUUGUUGUUAUUGGUGCAAGUUGUAUGAUAAUUUAUUUUU
Messenger RNA from Diatraea saccharalis (sugarcane borer), 4535 nucleotides. The record is from the annotation of a GenBank genome assembly. NCBI's taxonomy places the organism in Eukaryota, Metazoa, Arthropoda, Insecta, Lepidoptera, Crambidae.